This is a messenger RNA of Acanthopagrus latus (yellowfin seabream), 3227 nucleotides long. RefSeq names its product DMRT-like family A2 (gene dmrta2). Gene Ontology annotation, biological process: regulation of transcription by RNA polymerase II; germ cell development; sex differentiation. The record is from RefSeq and is a predicted model, not a curated record. Gene Ontology annotation, cellular component: nucleus. The transcript is spliced from 2 exons. Gene Ontology annotation, molecular function: DNA-binding transcription factor activity, RNA polymerase II-specific; protein binding; RNA polymerase II cis-regulatory region sequence-specific DNA binding. NCBI's taxonomy places the organism in Eukaryota, Metazoa, Chordata, Actinopteri, Spariformes, Sparidae. Bases 1449 to 2777 code for a protein of 442 amino acids.
GGGGAAAAAAAAAUCCAAAAUAUGCAUUUUUAAAAACAUUCUUGAAAACGUGUCAAGCCGAGAAUUAUCGCUAUCGAUAAUUUUCAUCUGAGGUAUUUGUCACAUUGCAAGUGAAGAACGCAAUAAAGACACAGGAAAAGAUUCAAUAGUAGUAACUACACUAUUUUAAAUAUAAGGCUACGCACAUGUUUUUUCUCUUAAAUAUUCUUAACGAAACAAAUACUUCUUUUGUAACUUAACAUUUUAAAUAUUGCUCCGUGUGGCUGUGUGAAGCGGACCAGACGACGAGGUUCUGAUUCGGACGGAGUUAAACUCUCCGCAUCCACAGCUUCAUUUGCUGCCCCUCAAUAAAUAACCUCCUGGCAAAUGUAGACUUACUGUCUCACAGAUCAAAUGUUCUCUUCUCCUCUUUUCUCGUAUCAAUAAAUUAAACCAUACUUACCUUCCAAGGCUGAUGAGAUUACAGUCACGCACAUCUUUAUUUUGUGGGGGGGAGAGAAGAGCGACAAGCCCUAAAAGUCUGUAAUUAAAAGCAUUAGCACAUCGACGAUCAUGUCGCCAGAUGAGAACAGAGUAUUACUUGAGAAAUAUACACAAAGUCAUAUGAAGGGACGAGACGUUUCUUCAUUUUAGGGCUAUUUUGUAGUUGUUGCUUUAUUUCUCAGUGUCCUGUCUGGCAGCGCACCCUCCUCUCAUGAAUGGAAGAAGAACACAGGCUAUUGUUUUAAAUCUAUAAAAUUCUUUUCUUUUCUUUUCUUUUUUUUUAGGGGGGCAAAAGAAAGUGCACAGCAUCGAUUUUUAGCUUUUCCGGGAACUCCCUUCAGAUUCUUAACACUUGAUAUUUUGGAAGAAGAACUCAGGUGGACACAGUUGUAAAAAAAAAAAAAGAAAAAAGAAAAAAGAAAAAAAAGAGGCAAGCCAAUCAGAUUGCUCCUUCCUCCUUUGGCCAAUGACAGACGCCACAUUGUUGUCAAAUUUGUCUAAUGAAAACGUAGGAGCAACAAUAGAGAGGGGGGGAGAGAGGGAUCUGUAUCCACUGACGAUCUCUGGAGGAAGUUAGUGUCUCAGGCUGCGGCGAGUAACAAGCUCGGCUCCUCCUGGACAGUUUGAACUCUCUGUCGGGGAGGAAUGAUCGCUCCUCUCGCCUCCUGCUCCGCUCGGAUUUAAAGUCGACUGUAUCUUCGCAGUUUUGGCUCCUUCUUCUUCUCCUCACUUACCCCAUCAGAGUUUCGAUCGUAGGUCGUUCUUUUUGUUUUGUUUUGUUUUUUUGCUCGAUCGCCUCGUCAGUAGACAGACACGCCGCCGACUUCACCUGUUGCACAGAGAUGUUGAGAGCAGCUGAGCAGAUGUGAACGUCUCGUCGCUAGUUUGCCCCAAACAGAUCGUUUACUUUGAAAAGAAAACGUGUUCUCGUUCAUAGUUCAGCUUCGUCAGUGAGGAACACGGACAUGGAUCUGAGACCGGAGCUCCCCACAGUCUCCUCUGCCUCGCAGGUUCACCCUUCGGCAGCCUCCAUCCCGGUGUCCAUGGCCAGCAGCCUGCUGCGCGGCCCUCCGCUCAUCCUGCGCGCUGCGGACAAAUACCCGCGCACCCCGAAGUGUGCCCGCUGCAGGAACCACGGCGUGGUGUCCGCGCUCAAAGGCCACAAGCGCUACUGCCGCUGGAAGGACUGUAUGUGCGCCAAGUGCACCCUGAUCGCCGAGAGGCAGCGGGUGAUGGCGGCGCAGGUGGCGCUGCGGCGGCAGCAGGCGCAGGAGGAGAACGAAGCCCGGGAGCUGCAGCUGCUCUACGGCACGGCAGAGGGACUCGCCCUGGCCGCCGCCAACGGCAUCAUCCCGCCGCGGCCCAACUACGAGGUGUUCGGCUCCGUCAGCAGCGAGAGCAACUCAGAUUCAAGUAUCCAGAAGUACGAGAUGUUCCCAAAGAACCAGCUGUCCGGCUCCUCCACCGCGCAGCAGACCGGUGGCAAACCGGCCUCCACCGAAAGUGACUCGGCCCCGGGCAUCUCGUCCCCAGACGGCCGGCACGGAGGCUCGGGCUCAGAGAACGGAGACAGCGAGUCCUUCAUCGGCUCACCCGUGUCCAAGCCUUUAAAAGACGGAGGAGAGACCCCCGGCUCCGUCAGCUCCCUCGGCUCCGAUUCCGGCUCCGAGACCGACAAAGACGAGCAGGAGCCCUCCCCGUCCUCCGCGGCCUCCCGGCACAUGAACGCCAUCGACAUCCUGACCCGGGUGUUCCCGAGCCACAAGCGCAGCGUCCUGGAGCUCGUCCUGCAGGGCUGCGGUAAGGACGUGGUGCAGGCCAUCGAGCAGAUCCUCAACAACAGCGGCGCCCAGGGCUCCAACAAGGCCGCGCCAGAUGAGACGUGGACGGCCGAGAGGAUGCUCCAGGGCGCGCAGCAGCCCCCUCCGUCCUCCGCGUCCACGACCGCCGCGACGAGGCCCAUGUUACCCGGAGCCAUGACGCUCAGCAACCGCUCUGCGUUUUCUCCCCUGCAGCCGAACGCCCCGCACUUCGGCACCGACCCCGGCACCUAUCCCCUGGGCACCCACCUGGGACUGAACCCGCUGCGGCUGGCCUACUCUGCGCACAGCCGGGGACUGGCUUUCAUGACGCCCUACUCCACCACCGGGCUGAUGCCCACCCUGGGCUUCAGACCCCCGAUGGACUACGCCUUUAGCGACCUGAUAAGGGACAGGACAAUGUUACACAAGGAGCAGGGCUACGCCAGCGGCCUGUACGGGCCUCUGGUCAACAACACGCCAGAGAAACAGUGAGGCAGCCGGAGCGACCGCAGAGACACACUCCCGUUGUAUUUGUAGCCACAAGUGUUGAAUAUUCUGGCGAAAAAAAAAAUAAUAAUGUGUGAUGUGUUCUGGCUACAGUCUGCUGUACAUAAUAGGAUUAUCUGGCUUGUAGUCAAAUGGUCUGAGAGGGAGAGAGGGGGAAAAAAAAACAGAACUAAACUCACUUAUGUGUAAUUUUCAAAAAUGAUUUAUAUGUUAAAGUACAUUCCCCCAUCUGAUUAUCCCACCAAUGAAAAUAACGUGAAGCUGAAACAAAGAAGAUAUUUAUACAUUCCAGAGUAAAUCACGACCAAGCUGGGAAAGUUAAAAAAUAAAAAUAAAAAAAUAAAACCCAGCUGCACAAAAAGGGUGAAACAUAUAUUUUGUAUUUUUUUUUUGUAUUAUUUUUUUUUUGUGUGUGCAGGAUUUAACAUUAAAUAA